Messenger RNA from Drechmeria coniospora, 1317 nucleotides. Its product is annotated as 3',5'-bisphosphate nucleotidase. Lineage: Eukaryota; Fungi; Ascomycota; Sordariomycetes; Hypocreales; Ophiocordycipitaceae. The coding region runs from base 1 to 1317 and encodes 438 amino acids. The record is from RefSeq and is a predicted model, not a curated record. The transcript is spliced from 2 exons. Gene Ontology annotation, biological process: phosphatidylinositol phosphate biosynthetic process; sulfate assimilation. Gene Ontology annotation, molecular function: 3'(2'),5'-bisphosphate nucleotidase activity.
AUGAUGAGCUCUCCCCACCUCCCCCUGGACACGGUGGACAGGACACUCCCGCUACCCUCGCACCACAAAACUUUGGCUCUUCGAUAUCUCACCCUACGCCUCAUCGUCUCGUUACUCGUCCUCACUGUGGCGCUGAUCAUCCCGCCCGCCGCCAUCCUCACCCAUCUGCGGCAGCUGUCCGGCCAGAUCCUCCGAUACCGCCCCUUCUCUUUCUAUUCCAGUACCCGUGCCGCCAGCGAGAUGCCCUCACCAUUUGCCUCCGAGCUGCAAGUCGCCCAGCUCGCCGUUCAGCGUGCCAGCAUCCUGACCAAGCGGGUCUUCCACGAGAAGGCCAAGGGUACCGUGGACAAGAACGACAAAUCCCCCGUUACCAUCGGUGACUUUGGUGCUCAGGCCCUCAUCAUUGCUGCCUUGCAACACAACUUCCCGGCCGAUGAGAUUGUGGCGGAGGAGGAGGCAGCGCAGCUGCGAGAGGAUCCUACCCUGCGAAACACUAUCUGGCAACUUGUCAAGGACACCAAGCUCGAAGAUGCCUCUGCCGAAAAGCUGCUUGGCGGGUCCAUCGCCGACUCCGACUCCAUGCUGGAGCUGAUUGACCUUGGCAACAGCAAGGGUGGCGCCAACGGUCGUAUCUGGACCAUUGACCCCAUUGACGGCACCAAGGGGUUUCUGAGAGGUGGCCAGUAUGCCGUCUGUCUAGGCCUCAUGGUCGAUGGCCACGUCAAGGUCGGCGUCCUCGGAUGCCCCAACCUCCCUGCCGACGAUGCCACCCGCCUGACGGCCGACAUCGGUACCAACCAGACGGAUGAGGGCCGCGGCGUGCUCUUCUCCGCCGUUCACUCGGAGGGUGCUACUAGCCGUCCCCUCACUGCCGGCGCACUUGCGGAACCUGCUAAGCCCAUCUCGAUGCGCCCGCUCCACGACCUGGCCAAGGCCACCUUCUGCGAGAGCGUUGAGGCUGGCCACUCGGCCCAUGAUGACCAAGCUGCCAUCUCGCAGAAACUCGGCAUCACGGAACCCAGCGUUCGCAUGGACAGCCAGGCCAAGUACGGCUCCAUCGCCCGUGGCGCUGGGGACAUCUACCUUCGCCUGCCUGUCAAGGCAACGUACGAGGAGAAGAUUUGGGAUCAUGCCGCCGGUGACCUCAUCGUCCGUGAGGCAGGUGGUCAGGUCACAGACAUCUACGGCAAGAGGCUCGACUUCGCCGUCGGUCGAACGUUGGCCAACAACAAGGGUGUCGUUGCCGCGCCUGCCGCAGUCCACAGGAAGGUCCUUGAUGUCGUGCAAGAAGUCCUCAAGAUUACACCCUCAUCCUAA